Varroa destructor (honeybee mite) is the source of this 2333-nucleotide messenger RNA. RefSeq names its product NCK-interacting protein with SH3 domain-like. Gene Ontology annotation, molecular function: protein binding; Arp2/3 complex binding. The record is from RefSeq and is a predicted model, not a curated record. Lineage: Eukaryota; Metazoa; Arthropoda; Arachnida; Mesostigmata; Varroidae. Gene Ontology annotation, biological process: endocytosis.
UUGUCUAAAUGAACGGACGGUGUUUCUUGACGUUUGAACUGGUGCUCUAGUAGGACCCUUCAGUGUGAUUUUGAGGGUGUAUCUAACUGCAGUUCGUUACUACGUUCACGCUGUUUCUACUGGACGGUUGUUGCACAAAAAGGUAGCAAACUGGGAAAUACAAAUUGGAUCAGCUGUACUCAACAAGACCUCUGUACCACUACAGUAUCUAGAAGGCUGUUAGAAUCCGGGCCGAAGUGAGUCGGUGGGAGGGAAUAGGCACCAAAUCACGUGGACGUCGAUGCAAUGGCGUCCUCGGUGUCCCAGGCAAGCGCCCUCUAUGAGUACCAAGCAAAGGAUGACCGUCUUCUCAAUCUGCAGCAAAAUCAGAGUUUUAUUGUCGUCGAUAAGCUCUCCAAGGACCCGAACUGGUUGUUUGCGGUAAUGGAAGAUGGUACAACUGGAUAUGUGCCAUCAAACUACAUUUCGAAAAAUGGUGAUCUUGACAGUCAGCUGGCAGAGAAAACACUGGCCGCUCUUCAAAAGAAUGCUCACAACCACAACGAAAUGGAGAAGAAGGCCGUACGGUGUCUACGGGAAAAGAUGGCUUUGUCGCGACUUAACUCGGAUUGGCUGUCGGAAAAUCUUUGGGAUCCGGCGCAAGUAGCUCGAGAAAUGGUCGAACAAGUGGAGGCUGCUACAAAGCUCAGUCCUCAAAUGGCGAGAACUGCUGUGCAACUUGUACUCAAUAAAGUCGCUGAAACGAUGCCUUCGACACUGCAGUCAAAUUUGUGGCGAGCAUUGAUGUCGAAGAUCGAAACGAUGAACACGGAAACAGACUACGAUCGCUUGGAAUUGGUUUUUAAGGGACUUUAUCUCACCAAAAAUGACGAACAACAGCGGUCGUGGCCGCUACACCAGGACGAAUCUACUAUCAAUACCUUGCUUGAGCGAUUAUACUUGCUACUGGUAGAAACAGACGCCAGUACCAGUAGUCGAGUACUUCAGAUCGAUAACUACGAGUACAUUACUACAUUAGUCGAAUAUUAUCAGAUGGAAACGCGAAAUUUGCUUCGCGUUUGGAUGCUCAGGGUAUUUCUGACGUGCUGCGAGCUUGACUUCUGCGUUGUGUCUGUUUUACUUCACUCAGUUUUACCGAUGGAAUUAGCGCGGGAUCUCCGUACCCAACCAGAUAUUGAACGGUUCAAGUACUCUUUACUGCUACUGACCGUAAUCUUCUGUUCGGGAGAGAAACCUCCGAAUGAUGUUUACGGACAAAUAAAUGAGGAGUUCAUUAACUUCUUGCUAGAGCAAAUCGAGAACCCUCUUGACGAUGACCAGGAACUCGCAGAGCUAUGCGUUGGCGUCCUUCUGGCUACAAGCUUAACAUCCAGCGAUUUUGUGAUGGAGAAAUUGCUCAGUACUGAGCAGUCUUUGCAAGGUUUCACUCAAAAACUUUUACUCCUUGUUAAUCGUGAAGAUGAUCCAACCAAGGUAUUGAAUCACAGUGAGCUGACAUCGCGUCCCUCAAAUUCGGUUCUCGCUAUGCUGAUUUGCCUUUUCUCUAAGCCCAAAACAGCAGAUAUCUUCUAUUUAAAUGAUGUUCAUGUAUUAAUCGAUAUCAUUGUGCGCCAACUAGUGGAUACCCAGCCUUCAGAUGAAAGGCGUCAAGAUUACUUGCUUUUAAUAGAAAACAUACUUAAGAAUGGAGCCUACCAAGGACACAGGUAUAAUCAACUGGAGAAGUGUUUUAAUGCAGUACUAACUAGUCCAGAAUCGCCAGAUAGUCACGUGAAGAUUGUGCGAAGGAUCCUGGACAGUGGUAACCUGAAAGCGGCAUAGUGACAAAAGGAAUAAAAUGCAAAAAUAUUCUUUCAAAUUGCUGAAUGUUAUUUAGUCAAAUACUGUAAGCUACGUAAUGGGACAACUAGAAUGUACAAAGUUAAUUUAACGUUUUCAGUGCUCCUGUCUUUCCAUGCAGCAGAGUCGACGCUUGGUUUUUCUGGUGUUAGGUAAGAGAUCCAGUGCAUUAUAACCGUACUCAUACAUACCGUUUCUUGAUGCCUAGGUUCGUACAGAUUUGAAAUAGAUAUCAUGUAUUAUUUAUCCUCAGUUUUAUUAGUUCUGUGGAGCUCAAGUGACAGAGACAACAAUUGAAAUGGAACAACUUAGUCCGACAGCGCACACAGACGAUCUGCUAUGCAUGCUAAACAACAUAGCUGGGUGAACAUCUGCACCCAUUGCUGCUCUUGCUGCCUUGCUGAUAACAUUCAAAAUGAAUAUGGCUUAGUAUAUGAAUAUGCAUGACAAAUCGGAGAUCUUUUUAUAGACAGAAUCUAGAGAUUAUGCGAUGG